Jatropha curcas is the source of this 699-nucleotide messenger RNA. NCBI's taxonomy places the organism in Eukaryota, Viridiplantae, Streptophyta, Magnoliopsida, Malpighiales, Euphorbiaceae. The record is from RefSeq and is a predicted model, not a curated record.
AUGCCGUGCCAUUCUUCUCUGGUAGACUUGAGUAUGGUGGAUUGCUUGCAGUCGCUUUUCGUCCAUACUCAAGAGCUGCAGAAAAUUCACUCUGAAAGUGAACCUGGGCUUUAUGGCGCAGUGCUGCCCGCCCGCGGUGGAGGGCGGCAGGCUGCCGCCCUGUCGGUGCGGCGGCAAGGCCCCGCCCACGAUGGGCGGGGGGGUGCCGCCUGGGCGAGAGGCCCUGCAGCUGCCCCCAGUAUCAGGUGGGGCGCAGGGCCUCUCCUGGUUGAGGCGGCAAAGGUGUCGCCCAAAGUGGGCGAGCAGAUUUGCCGCCAGGGGCAGUGGGGGGCCAGGCCCGCCUUUUGCCGCUGUGCGACAGGCCCACGCUCGCGCGCUGCGGCGGCACGCCUCGCCCGCGAUGGGCGACAGGCCCGCUACGCGCGCGGCAGGGCCCCGGUGCACCGCGGGGGCGGACAGGCCUCCGCCCCCGCGGCGCUAGUGGGCAGGGCCUCGCCCGCGCAGGGGCUGACAGGCCCCGCAUCGCGCUGUGCCGGCCGGGGCAGCCUCUGCCCGCGCGGGGCGGCAGGCCUCCGCCCGCGCGGGCAGGCAGCCCUCGGCCCGCGCUGCGGCAGGCAGGCCUUUGCCCAGGAAGUGGGCGGCGGCAUGCGCCCAGGCUGGCGGCUGGCGCCCUGCCGCCGUGCCGGUGGCCGAUGUUGA